AGUCUGACUCUCUUUCAGUUCCGUUCCUCAAGUCGCUUUUUAUAUGUGUUCUGAACACUGUGUCCUUUUCUCUACCUCUUUCCUAUUCUGGUCCCAUUGACGUCUUCUCCCCUCUGUCUCUACCUUUCAUCGUGUUUCUUUGGGGCUGUGACUCCAGUUGUUAGUUAUGCCACCGUGGCCUUUGGUUAACUCUUAUUGAAACCGGGCCUGGACAACCAUCUGUCUCCAUCAUAUUAUACUUGACAAGACCUUCCACAAUAAAUUACCACCACUUCUACAACAAUAACACCCACAUACUACACUAGUCUUUGUCACCACAUCAACGUUUCUGCAUAACACCAUGGACGACGAUCAGUUUUCCUCGAUCGACUCGUUGCGGGGCACCCCGGAAUCAGACAUGCCCCUCACCGUCUCCCCCGCAGAUACCUCUUUGAACGACGAUGAAUGCGAUGAGCAGAGGACAGAUGAGAAGAGACCCGCCAAGAAGAGAAAGUCAUGGGGCCAGGAACUCCCAACCCCCAAGACCAACUUGCCUCCUAGCACUAGAAAACGAGCCAAGACCGACGAUGAAAAGGAACAGCGUCGUAUUGAGCGCGUUCUUCGCAACCGCGCCGCGGCUCAAACCUCCCGCGAGCGCAAGAGGCUCGAAAUGGAGAAGCUGGAAAACGAGAAGAUCCAGAUGGAACAACAGAACCAGUUCCUCCUGUCGCGUCUAUCUCAGAUGGAGGUUGAGAACAACCGUCUGAACCAGCAAGUCAUCCAGUUGUCUGCGGAGGUCCGCGGAUCUCGCAGCGUCUCUCCUAAGCCCGCUUCGCCGACCGCCCAAUCUCCUACUUUGACUCCCACCUUGUUCAAACAGGAGGGUGAUGAGCUCCCCAUGGAACGAAUUCCUUUCCCUACCCCGUCCGUCACCGACUACUCUCCUACCUUGAAGCCUUCCACUCUGGCCGAGUCCUCCGAUGCGACACAACAUCCUGCAGCGAUGUUGUGUGACCUGCAGUUUGGAAGCGCCCUCCCUCUCUUCGACCUCGGCUCCGGCGCAGAACCUAACGCUGCACGUGAUGUUGCAGCUCCUCUUUCUGACGAUGACUUCCACCGCCUAUUCCACGGUGAUUCGUCCGCUGAGCCUGAUACUUCGGUCGUUGAAGAUGGGUUCGCCUUUGGAGUUUUCGACAACGGAGAUAUAUCAGCAUUUCCCUUUGAUUCUAUGGUUAAUUUCGACCCCGACUCUGUCUCCUUCGAUGACAUCGACCAGCAGGCCCACGGUCUUCCGGAUGAGACUUCUCGCCAGACUUCUAGCGUGCAGCCCAGCCUUGGCGCGUCCACUUCGCGAUGCGACGGGCAGAGCAUUGCAGCUGGCUGUUAGCGACAGUCUUCCCCGGGGGCACCAGGCGGCCGCUAUUGAUGGCGUCGCAGGUCGACAGAACUGGGAGUCCCUAUUGACCAUGGCUUUGGUAAUUGACUGUCUCCAAAAGAAGCCAGGGUACCCUCGAAGACAACGAAAUACUACUUCUAAUAACAACAACGGUUUGAGAUUAACGCGGGUCGGGAAGCUUAUUGGGCAUCGGAGUUCUUCGCGGCGUUCGAAUUCGAAUACUAUGAGUGAGACAUUAUCGUCUCUGCUUAUGGGCAAGGAAUUUCUGUGAACGCAUUGUCGUUUUCGCUUUUUAUUCUUGCUUGUAUAUUACUUUGCACUUUUUAUGUGUUUUUUAAACUCACGUGUCACUGAAAUAUAGCUAGCGGUUGACCCGGCUAGCCAGAUAUGAAUUCGACGAAUAAUAAUACAAUAUUAACUAUUAUAUCUAUGG
This is a messenger RNA of Aspergillus ruber CBS 135680, 1808 nucleotides long. It is a transcript of the gene hacA, whose product is annotated as transcription factor HAC1. Gene Ontology annotation, molecular function: DNA-binding transcription factor activity, RNA polymerase II-specific. The record is from RefSeq and is a predicted model, not a curated record. Gene Ontology annotation, biological process: positive regulation of transcription by RNA polymerase II. Bases 341 to 1366 code for a protein of 341 amino acids. The transcript has 3 exons. Lineage: Eukaryota; Fungi; Ascomycota; Eurotiomycetes; Eurotiales; Aspergillaceae.